Molecule: messenger RNA, 2141 nt
Organism: Pocillopora damicornis (cauliflower coral)
Lineage: Eukaryota; Metazoa; Cnidaria; Anthozoa; Scleractinia; Pocilloporidae
Product: solute carrier family 53 member 1
Biological process (GO): phosphate ion transport; cellular response to phosphate starvation
Cellular component (GO): Golgi apparatus; cytoplasm; plasma membrane
Molecular function (GO): phosphate transmembrane transporter activity; inositol hexakisphosphate binding
Source: RefSeq, a predicted model, not a curated record
UACUUUAUUCUGCGCAAACCUUACCGUGUUCCCUUUGGCCUUCACAUCGUACUUCGUUCUUCUGCCCUCUCCCUUCCAACUCUCUCCUUGAAGUGUCGUUGAAUGCAAAACCGUUCAUAAAAAUAAUUACAUCUCUUGUUUUCCUUACUUCCCCGAGCAGGGAAUUGAUCACAUAAUAUUGUACAUGCAUUGCGUCGGGUUAUUUUGACUGCGUUCAAAAUAUCAACUUCGGUCAUACUGCGAGCGAUCUAAGAUGCAUUUCAAAGGGUUGAUGAUUGCUGUUCAAACUCUCGAUGGCGAAGCUGGCAAGAAGAGAAGAGCAAAGGCGUAUCUUCGCAGGUAUCGCAAAGUUCAGACCUACCAGGGGUGUGAAGCUGGCGAAGCGAUAGAGGACAAAAGUUACCAUCAAAAAACUGAACCUGAAAAUUGCUCAGUGGACACGGAGUCGAACAAGGCUUAUCAAACUUGGCUUAUAUUUCGGCUGGGUAUUCUGAGUGGCAUGUUUUUCGUGUUGUUUACCGUGCUAGUUAUUGCAGCAAUUCGGGCGGACAAUGAUAUCCAAUGGCAACCAGCGUUCCGCAUGUAUAGAGGAAUGUUUCUGUUCGUACUAGAAUUUUUUUUCUUUGGAAUCAAUUUAUACGGCUGGAAAUCAGUGGGUAUUAACCCUGCACAUAUCUGUGACUUAAAGAAUAGUCUUUGCCCUCUUCGAAUGCUAGAGAUGUCGUUGUUCUUCGCCGUCCUAUGGGGAACAAGUGCUGUGGUUUUUCUUUUCUCUGAACAUUUUGGACUGCCGCGUUAUUUCCAUCCAAUUGCGUUAGCUUGUUUCUUUUUUAUUUUCGGUAUCAACACGCUUGACUUCUGUUUAAGAAAAGCAAGAUUCUGGCUUCUUAGGGCAAUUUGGCGAGUUUUGACAGCGCCGUUCCACCAUGUAGGAUUUGCCGACUUCUGGCUUGCAGAUCAGCUAAACAGUCUUGUAGUUGCUAUUCUGGAUAUGGAGUAUAUGUCUUGUUUUUACGCACUUGACUACUACUCUGUUCAAGACCGAAGUAAAUGCGGUAGCAAACUGUAUGGGCUGAGACCGCUGAUCGCUUGUCUCCCUGCGUGGUGGCGCUUUGCGCAGAGUCUGCGCAGAUACGAUGACACAAAACAGAAAUUCCCACACCUUGCGAAUGCUGGGAAAUAUUCCACAACGUUCUUUGUUGUAUUCUUUUCAACAGUGGCGACAACUCACAAAGAAAAUACUGGUAAACAGCAGAUGGAUUUCUACUUUCUGUUUUGGAUCUUCUCGGCGUUCAUCAGUUCGUGUUACACCUACGUGUGGGAUGUGAGAAUGGAUUGGGGACUAAUGGAUUCUAGUCACGGAUAUCUUAGAGCCAAGUUGCUAUUCAAACGCUUGGGGUUUUAUUACUUUGCGUUGGUUAGCAAUCUCUUUCUUCGCUUGUCCUGGGUCCUGACUGUAUCAGUUGGUGAAGCAGGACUGUUUCAUUCUGAAGUCCUCACAGCAUUACUAGCGGUGUUGGAAGUAUUUAGGCGAUUCGUAUGGAAUUUUCUGCGAGUAGAAAAUGAGCACUUAAGUCGACUAAAAGGAGCGGUGGAUCAUAGUCAAGAGGAACUCAGAGAAUAUGACGAAGAUGAACAAUCAGAAGAGUCAAUAGGAUAAUAAAUUGUGACAGACGAUUGUCAGGAAAUCAUGACAAUCCCCAAUCCCACUUUUCUCUAUGACGAAAAGUGUACGCGUCCUUAACUGGACGAGGAAGUCUGGGGAAACUCGACCUUUAAAUUUGGGGAUAAACAAAACUUAGUGGCUAGCUAUUUCAAAAAUUAUCAUCAAAUCUGAUAUUUAAUGACAAAUAUUACUUAAGCUACAUAAAUUAUUAUUACAUUAAUAUUAUGUUUAUGUAGAAGAACCACUAUUGUUAAAUUAGAUGUUAAACUUUAUUUAAUAUUGUUUACAAAACGAUUACAGUGGAAUGGGGAGUCACGUCUAUUUUUUUUACUUCAGAGGGUUAUUUUUUUUGUCUGCAAGGCAUUAUAAUGUUCCUUAUUUUUUUUUAAGUCAAAGAGAUUAUUUUGGGGAGGAAGCGUUCUGGUUGAUUUGUAAAGAUAUAAAGGUGCAUAGUACAAAUCGUUGUUUUUGGAAA